UUCACAUGUUGAUAAUCUAUGGUGUGAUAAAGGUUGAUUAGAGAACCGAAUCGCGCAAAACUGCGCGAGAAGAGUGAUGCGCAAAAAGUGUAUUUCGAUGUGAUGUUUCGCUGUAACGAGACAAUUUUUAAAUACUGAUAAAAAAACCACACAAUUGCUUGACUGAAUAGACUUUUCUAUUUAUACUGUCAAAUAAACCAUCUGCUAAAACAUGAAAUGAUAGUAAAACUUAUUGUUUGAGAUGUAAUAUUACACAUUACAAACAAAUCAUGAGGAUAAUGCCGAUACAGGCACCACAGUGGACUGAAUUCCUGUCAUGUCCAAUCUGCUGUCAUGACUUUGACACAACCAUACGGAGUCCUAUAUCGCUCGGUUGUGGUCAUACAAUAUGUCGCGCUUGUCUCGCCAAUCUGCAUCGCAAGCAGUGCCCUUUCGAUCAGAGUGUUAUCAACACGGAUGUCGAGAGAUUACCAGUAAACGAAGCACUGUUGCAAUUGUUAGGCAAUCCGAUUUCUACUGUUGUUUCAUCAGCAUCCGUGACAAAUCAGCAGCAGAAUUAUCAGAAGUUGUUGCCGAUUGAUCAACAUACCAACUAUCUGCGGGCCAAGAGUUGCAUCGAGGAGCUCGCACUUUACCUCAAACCAUGCCAGACCACUAGCACUGCAGGUAUUGGAGGCGGGGGCGGAGGGCUAGUGUCCCGACCAAUGCAACGUAAACUGGUGACACUGCUAGGCUGUCAGUUAGUGGAACCAGAGGGUAGAGCGCGCGCUCUGCGCGCUGCCCGCAGCCUCGGCGAACGCACUGUUACCGAACUCAUACUACAGCAUCAAAACCCUCAACAGCUUAGUGCCAAUCUCUGGGCGGCUGUGCGUGCUCGCGGUUGCCAAUUUCUUGGACCAGCAAUGCAAGAAGAGGUACUGAAGCUUGUGCUGUUAGCAUUGGAGGAUGGUUCAGCACUAUCGCGCAAAGUAUUAGUGAUGUUUGUGGUACAGCGUUUGGAACCACACUUUCCACAAGCCAGCAAGACUAGCAUUGGCCAUGUGGUGCAGCUUUUGUAUCGGGCGAGUUGUUUUAAGGUGUCGAAACGGGAGGGUGAUUCAUCGCUGAUGCAAUUAAAGGAAGAGUUUCGAACUUACGAGGCUUUGAGACGCGAGCAUGAUGCGCAAAUUGUACAGAUCGCCACAGAAGCGGGACUGCGCAUUGCACCCGACCAAUGGUCGGCUCUGCUCUAUGGCGAUACCGCACAUAAAUCUCAUAUGCAAAGCAUCAUUGACAAAUUGCAGACACCACAGUCGUUUGCCCAGAGUGUCCAAGAACUUGUGAUAGCAUUGCAACGUACUCCAGAUCCUGGGCAAUUGAGUGGUCUCAGACCACAGUUGGAAUUGUUGGCCGCCAUUGAUCCCAGUCCAGAAACGGAACCACCAAGCUUGGCCGAGUGUCGGGCGGCUCUAGAGGCCGUAAGAAUAGUUGUAGCUGCAUUGGUGGAGUUUGUGCGACAGCACGGAGGCGGCAGUGCCAGUAGCGGAAAUCGAAAAUCAGCGGCACAGGAUAGCGGAGGCGGCGGGUCUGGCGGGGGUCUGUGUCCGGGUUCGGCAACUGGCAAGUACAAAGUCAGCAUGUGCAGAGAUUUGGCCCUUCGCGGCACUUGUCCGCGAUCUAACAAUUGUACAUUCGCCCAUAGCGACACCGAACUUGAUAAGUACAGAUCGAAGAAUCGCAAAUUGAGUGUCAGAACAAGUUCGAACCAGGUAGAAUCAAAGAGUGAGAAGAAUAACAAGACCUUUAAUAAACAGAAUGGCGAUUCAACGGCUUAUCAUUCUGCCAAAACACAUGAUAGAGAAACGGCCGUGCAGCAUCCGACGCCCAUUCCGACCAACUUAGAAAGUAACUUGAUCGAUUCAUUUACAUCGACCUACAUGUUGCCAUCUGCAUCUCCGCAAAACUUACCGCAUCUCGGUCUGUGCUCUGUGAAAGGAGGAGCCAUGGUAGACGGCGGGGGAUCUCCUGCCAUCCAAUGUGCAGGGCAUUACAUAAUGUCACCAGGAUCCGUCGCCACUGUCGAUUACGGGCCUUCCCCGACGACCACGACAAAUCUCGGGAUGUGGGACACUCCGCAAAUCGUACCGGCAAAUCAUGUAACAAACGACAAAAAACAACGAACGGCGAAAACUAUGUUGGCAAUGCUACUGCAACGUAGGAUGGAGAUUCUAAAUCAGCUGGAAACAAUUAUUGGCAAACAGCAGCAGCAGCAGCAGCAACUAAUCUCACCGCAAAUGAAAACGAAUUAUGAUCUUCGGCAGGAAGGCGACAUGUCGUUGACUACGUCUAAUAAUUUCUCGAUAUGGGCCGCCGCGAACAGCCUUCGUUGUUCUUCUGGAACAGACUCGCCACCCUCGGCUUCGCAUCUAUUUGACGAUGAUACGCCCUUUGUGCCCUUGUUGGAUAUGCCUCCCACAGCCUCUUUGCCACCAUCCAGCAAACAGGGAUCUAUCUCGAGACUAUCCAAAACUCUGAUAAGAGCUCCCUGUAAUGGACCUCUGCAACACUUUGCAAGUUUCUACAACGAAGGGAUUGGACCUAGCUCUGCGCAGUCCGCUGCAUUCAGGACUCCAAACUCUGUAACUUCCAUGUAUUAUGGCAAUCAACCAUACGUGACAAUUGGCGCGAAUGGUGGUAUACAGUCCAUGACGCCGACAAACCCCGGCGAUGGCGGUGGCGGCAGCGGUUUCAUGAGUGAAAAUUACAUCACUCUCGGUCGCAAUAUCGUUGCACCAGAAUCGCUACCGCAAUUUUCGAGAUCGGAAUAUAUGUCGAAAGAUUUGAUCCUUGAAUCGCAGAAGGUAAAACAGCAACUCAGACAUCUCGAGAAGAAACUUAAUGACUUAAAGUUGGCGACGCAAGGAGCUACUACUUUUUUCACGGCAGGCGAACGACUGGCACAAGAAUUGCAGAUGAUUGAAGCGGGUAUCAGCAUGCAAAAUUGGAGCUGCAAUCCAUAUGGUACUGGUACUAGCACCACUACGUUUCCAUGGAUCCAGCAAUCCUCAAAUGAUUGGCUGUCAAAUCAGGAAUACAAUCAGGAUUAUAAAAUUGAGGAAGAGGAUACGUACGAAGCGGGAAUCGCGAACGACAUGCGGGAGCUGGAAUUGCGAUGGGAAUUCGAGUUGCGAGAGCAGGAGAAACAUUGGUCCAGUGGAGGUGAGGAGGAUACUAUUACCACCACUACAACCACUACCACCACUUCCAAGAAUAAAUAAUAUUUAUUUAUUCUACUCUAUAACAUUAUAUAAUCUCUCCUCUUUUUUCCUAUUGACAUUUUUUUCCUCACGUUCAUCUCUCCGGAAACAUGUAUUUUUGCAUGUCUAAAUCGAUCUCCGUUUAUAUCUCCGUAAACUAAUAUUGAUAGAAAAUAAGAAUUUCUUCAAUUCGUGAAGGGAUAUAUAAAGUACGCGCAGAGAUCUGCGAGAAUCUAAACCUCUUCAUAUAUUUUUAUUUCAAUUAAUUUACAAUACCAUAUAUGAUAAAAAUAUGGAAAUUAUAUAAUUUCCAAUAAUUUCACAUAUAAUUUCCAAAUUAAUAAUCGUCAAUUAUAUAUACACAUGUUAAGCACAUAAAUUUUUGAUUGUUGAGAUUAAGCAAGAUUCGAGAAGUCAUAUUCGAAUGUAUGGCUGCGCGCAAUCAAAAGAAAAUGCCAAAAUUGAUUAAAUUCAUAUCGUUUAUUCAGCCAAAUAACUUAAUAUAUUUUCUAUUUUUUCAAUUAGAUCUUUUAAAAAGAAAUCUCUUUCAUCUACAUCUUGGACCUAUCUUUUCUUUCUGGUUUAGGGAAGACAUAAAAAGAUAAGGUAAUAAGAUUAACGAAGGAGAAAUUUAUGGGGUUUGUUAAAAUUUAGCAAUAAUAUGUAGUCAGUGUUUUAUAAACAAUGACUCGGUGGAAUAUGAAAACGUGUAGACAAAUAUAUUAGAUAAUAUAUUUAAUUAUAUACGGAUCGUAUACUCUCCAUCGAUGAUACGAUAUUAUAUGCAAAUAUAAUAAACAAUACAUUCGAAAAGAAUGCUGACUGCGCUUGACCUGAUCGACAAGGUUACAUUAUCUCUUGCAAUGAUGAUAAUAAUAACAACGCGUUAUUAUAUAUUACAUGCUUAUACAUAUAUUGUAGAUAUAUUAUAUACUACAAAAGAAACCGCGUUCCUUUGGAGGACGUUCUAUUUAUAGAAUUUCUAUAUUCCGAAAAGAGAUGGAAAGAGAAACGAAACCACCCUACCUCGAUAUAUUGACGACGGCUCCUUCUAUAUAACCAUUUUAUUUCAAAACAUAAUUAAUUUUUAUAAUCAAGUCUGAAAUCUCCAGAAGCGCGCGAAUAAAUUUGUGUUUAUUAUUAAAAAAUUAAUAAAGCCUGAAAUAUAUUUAAUAUAAUCAUAAUUAUAUAUAUACAUGACAAGAGAUUAAUCUGUUUCAAAUUUCCGCGUAUAAUAUAGACACAUAGAUCUUUUUAUAUAUUUAUUAUUAAAAUUAUUUGUAACAUUUUAUAUUUCGGGAAAGGAGGGAGGGGAGUGUGCGAAUUGAGGAGCCGUCUCGAAAGAGGAGAGUCUCGUUAUCUUUUUUAGUAAAUCGUUGCAUCCAAAUAGUCUCUUUUUGUCUAUUUUUACGGAAUAACAAAGAGCGAUAAAAGAACAGUUCCAGUUUUAGUGGAAGCAACAUUUUUUUUUAUAUAUAUAUAUAGAUGAGAUCUCUUAUCGACUUUAUCUUCUAAGCUUUCAGAACGAACUAUAUGUUCGAAUAGAAGUUAUCGCUUUUUCUUUUUUUUUCUAUUAAAAGAAUUAUCGAUAAUUCGAGUUACUUUUUUUUUAGCGGUAGUAUAUAUGCAUACAUACAUAUGCAUACACGAGGACAGGAAUACCACCUUAACACAUGAAUUUAUGCACAUAUCGGAGCAUAUAUGCAUUUUCCAUAUAUGCCCUGACAUGUAUUUAAAUUCAUUGUUAAAGCAUUUCUGUUGCCGAGUAUACAUAUGUUUAUAUAGCAUAAAAUUAAUGCGUUUUGUGUUCUUUUAUAAAUUAUUGGAUUAUUAAUUGAGUUACUAUUCUUC
Formica exsecta is the source of this 5087-nucleotide messenger RNA. RefSeq lists its product as uncharacterized. NCBI's taxonomy places the organism in Eukaryota, Metazoa, Arthropoda, Insecta, Hymenoptera, Formicidae. The record is from RefSeq and is a predicted model, not a curated record. Gene Ontology annotation, molecular function: metal ion binding.